Molecule: messenger RNA, 2158 nt
Organism: Drosophila erecta
Lineage: Eukaryota; Metazoa; Arthropoda; Insecta; Diptera; Drosophilidae
Gene: Oatp58Db
Product: solute carrier organic anion transporter family member 5A1
Exons: 5
Coding region: 18-2042 (674 amino acids)
Biological process (GO): sodium-independent organic anion transport; transmembrane transport
Cellular component (GO): membrane
Molecular function (GO): protein binding
Source: RefSeq, a predicted model, not a curated record
GACAGGGAACGACCAAGAUGGCCACUGAAGCGAUCGAAACCAGCACGUUUCUGAAGGACAAAGCAGCCGAGAAGAGGCGGAAUUCUGCGGAUACCACAUGUGGCUUCUCUAUUUUCAGGGGCCCCGCCCUGCAGAGAUUUGCGACUGCUCACAUGUUCGUGAUUGUGUACGGGAUAGCUGGCUGCUUUCUGGCCAUGGCCUUCAGCUACUUCACCGGAACCAUCACGACGAUGGAGAAGCGCUUUAGUAUACCCACCAAGAUAUCGGGCCUCAUUACGGUGGGCAAUGAUAUAGGCACUGUUUUGUCGUCGGCCCUUCUGAGUUACUACGCGAGUCGAGGACAUCGCCCGCGCUGGGUGGCAUUGGGCCUCGUCAUUAUAGCCAUUUUCUGCCUCCUCAUGUGGAUCCCUCACUUCUUCUACGGGCCCGGCGAUGAAGCCCUGCGGCUGACAGAAGGAUACGGCAUGCCCGAAUCCUUUGCUGCUUCCCUAAACACGAGCAUCACCGACAAGGACGACUCACUGUGCCAUGAGAGGGAAUCGAGUUGUAUAGAAGAGGUUGGGGACUACACCCCCAUAGUGCUGUUCUUCGUUGCCCAGUUUAUAGGUGGAAUCGGCUGUUCCCUCUUCUACGCGCCAGGUGUCUCCUACAUGGACGACAACUCCCCGAGUGCCAAGAUCCCAGCUAUGAUAAGCUGGAGCUCGUUUCUGCGUAUGCUGGGACCUGCUAUGGGCUUCUCCAUGGUUUCCCUGUGCCUGCGGCUGUAUAUCGAUCCAUUCAAGAAGCCUCUGAUCACCACAAACGAUCCGCGCUGGAUGGGCGCUUGGUGGCUGGGCUGGAUUUUCCUCACCAUCUUCCUGAUGAUGUCGGCAGUGUUUGUGGGCAUGUUCCCCAAAGAAAUGCCAACUGCCAAGGCCAGGCGCUUGAAAGCUGACGGCCAUGAGGAUAUUCCGCUGGCGGAGCGCUCCUUUCAGGACAUGCUGGACUCCCUGAAACGACUGGCCUCGAACAAGGUGUAUGUGUACAACAUAAUGGGCUCGAUUCUGUUCUGUUUCGGCUACAUGCCGUACUGGAUAUUCACACCGAAAUACAUUGAGAUCCAGUACAGACAGUCGGCAUCAACUUCCACCUUGGUCACAGGAACCGUGGCGCUGGGAUUCUCUGCCGCAGGAAUUCUGAUCUCUGGAUAUGUGAUCUCCAAGUACAAGCCCAGUGCGCGGGCAAUGGCUGCCUGGAACUUCGUGGUGGAUUACUUGACAGUGGCUGGAAUGCUGUUCUAUGUGCUGGUGGGCUGCGACGACAGUGAUCGGGCUAAUUCCCUGUCCAUCGUGCCCACCGGUGACAGCUGCAGUGCCUCAUGUGACUGCGAGUACGUCUACUAUGCUCCUGUGUGCAGUCCGGAAAAUAUCACCUUUAUAUCCCCCUGCCACGCGGGAUGCACCGAGAAGGUCAUCGAUGCGCUGGGCAAGGCAAUUUACACUGGUUGUCGGUGCAUCGGCAACUUUUCCAGCCUGGCCUCUCUGCCCAAUGUCACUUCUCUGGCGUCCCAGGCGCAGAUCGCAAUGGAUGGAGCCUGUCCGGUGGACUGCGACAAGCAGUUCAUCAUCUUCCUGGCCAUCAUGUGCUUCCUUAAGUUCGUGGGCGCCACUGGGAGAUCGAGUAAUCUGCUCUUAACCCUGAGAUGCGUGCCCUCAACGGAUAAAACCUUCUCCUUGGGUUUCAGCAGCAUGGUGUUCGCCGUGCUGACCUUCAUUCCUAGUCCCAUUAUUUUUGGUUGGAUGCUGGACAGCUAUUGUCUUGUUUGGGGCAAGACCUGCAGCUCCAAGGGUAACUGCUGGAUAUACGACACAAAGUCGCUGAGAUACACCAUGAAUCUCGUGAGCGCCUCUCUGGUUUUCUUGGGCAGCUUCUGGAAUAUUGGGAUCUGGUAUCAUGCGAAGGACAUGAAAGUCUUUGAUGAAGAGGAAGAAGCUGUGCAGACCAAGCAGGUUGAUGGAAUAGAGCUCAAGGAAAAGCCCAGAGAUGCUACCAUUAGGAAAUAAAAGCUUUGUUUGAAAAUGUAUUUUACCGUAUUGUAUUUACUGUAUUUUAUGUGUAUUUUAGUUUUCGAAAAAGGUACGAAAGCAAUCCCCGUCAAUUAAAAGUUCUUAAAGUCUUA